Molecule: messenger RNA, 426 nt
Organism: Aspergillus tubingensis
Lineage: Eukaryota; Fungi; Ascomycota; Eurotiomycetes; Eurotiales; Aspergillaceae
Product: histone H2B family protein
Exons: 4
Coding region: 1-426 (141 amino acids)
Biological process (GO): nucleosome assembly
Cellular component (GO): nucleosome
Molecular function (GO): structural constituent of chromatin; DNA binding; protein heterodimerization activity
Source: RefSeq, a predicted model, not a curated record
AUGCCUCCCAAAGCCGCUGAGAAGAAGCCCAGCACCGGUGGCAAGGCCCCGGCUGGCGGCAAGGCUCCCGCUGAGAAGAAGGAAGCCGGCAAGAAGACUGCUGCCGCUGCCUCCGGCGACAAGAAGAAGCGUGGAAAGACCAGGAAGGAGACCUACUCCUCUUACAUCUACAAGGUCUUGAAGCAGGUCCACCCUGAUACCGGUAUCUCGACUCGCGCUAUGUCCAUCCUGAACUCUUUCGUCAAUGAUAUCUUUGAGCGUGUCGCGACCGAGGCCUCGAAACUUGCUGCUUACAACAAGAAGUCCACCAUCUCUUCACGGGAGAUCCAGACCUCUGUGAGGCUCAUCCUUCCCGGCGAAUUGGCGAAGCACGCGGUGUCCGAAGGCACCAAGGCUGUCACGAAGUACUCGUCGUCUGCCAAAUAA